Heteronotia binoei (common prickly gecko) is the source of this 1487-nucleotide messenger RNA. RefSeq names its product MFSD2 lysolipid transporter B, sphingolipid (gene MFSD2B). NCBI's taxonomy places the organism in Eukaryota, Metazoa, Chordata, Lepidosauria, Squamata, Gekkonidae. The transcript has 12 exons. Gene Ontology annotation, molecular function: symporter activity; sphingolipid intramembrane carrier activity. Gene Ontology annotation, cellular component: membrane. The record is from RefSeq and is a predicted model, not a curated record. Gene Ontology annotation, biological process: carbohydrate transport. The coding region runs from base 202 to 1446 and encodes 414 amino acids.
GUUCAUUGGAAGUUAUUUUGUGCUGUUUAAUUGUGUUGUCACAGAAGCCUUGUGUAAAGUAGGCUAUGCUCUUUGGCCUUUCAGAUCACUCCAUUUCAUGCCUCUCUGGUGGUAUUUGUUGGGAAAGCUUGUGGAGCGGUUGCAGAUCCCAUUGCUGGCUUUUUUAUUAGCAAAAGCAAAUGGACCAAAAUUGGCCGACUCAUGCCUUGGAUGUUGAGUUGUACCCCUUUCAUCAUUGUGUCCUAUUUCUUUCUGUGGUACCUGCCUCCCUUCACAGCUGGAAGAGUUGUGUGGUAUCUGGCUUUCUACUGCCUUUUCCAGGCACUGACCACAUUCUUCCUGGUACCGUACUGUGCUCUUACCAUGUUUCUCAGCACUGAUGAGAAGGAUCGAGAUUCAGCGACAGCAUACCGAAUCACAGUGGAAGUUCUUGGGACGUUAAUUGGAGCUGCACUCCAGGGACAGAUAGUUGCCAGUGCUCAUGCCUCAGAUCAUUGUAGCCAAAAUUCAACUGUAAGCUUUUUGAACUCUUCCAACCUGCAACAAAACAGUUCUAGCUUCCUCAGCCUGGCUCAUGGAAGAAAUGUCUACAUGAUUGCGGCAGGGGUCAUAGGAGGAAUCUACCUUGUUAGCACCGUUAUCCUUUUCCUUGGAGUGAAAGAAAAAGAUGAUCCUUAUGCCUUAAGUUCAGACAAAACAGUUCCUUUCUUUAAGGGACUCAGACUCACAAUGAAGUAUGGACCAUACAUGAAAUUUACAGCAUCAUUUCUUCUGAUUUCAACAGCAGUUCAGCUCGAACAAGGCAACUUUGUCCUCUUUUGUACCCAUACGGCCGGCCUUCGCAGCCACUUCCAGAAUUUAGUGAUGACCAUCUUGGUGUCAGCGGUCCUGAGCAUGCCAUUCUGGCAAUGGUUCCUGCAGCGUUUUGGCAAAAAGGAAGCAGCGUGUGGGAUCUGUUGGAUGAUUCCUUUUGUGAUCAUGCUGGUGACCAUCCCUAACCUGAUUGUAGCUUACACAGUGGCUUUUGUAUCCGGGUUGAGCAUUGCGGCAUCCUUGCUGUUGCCAUGGGCCAUGUUGCCAGAUGUGGUUGACCACUUUCGCCUGCAGAAUCCUCAUUUGACAGGACAUGAAACCAUCUUCUAUUCCUCAUAUGUCUUUUUUACCAAGAUGUCAGCAGGAAUUGGACUUGGCAUUUCUGCAUCCUCUCUGGAGUUUGUUGGUUACGAAUCAGGUACCUGCAGACAGUCUGACAGUGUGGUUGCCAUGCUGAAGGUUUUUGUUGGAGGGGUCCCUGCUGGCCUCAUCUUCUUAGGCUUAUUCAUCCUCAUCUUCUAUCCAAUCAACAAAAGGAGUCAAAAAGAAACCAAACUUGCCCUGGAAAUGCUAAGACAGAGUCAUCCAAGCACUGAAAAUCUUAAUGAGAAUGAAGAAAACACUUCAGUUUGAAAGCCUGAAUGGAAGUCACUGGUGGCAAGGGAAUAUCUGAC